Messenger RNA from Microstroma glucosiphilum, 2105 nucleotides. RefSeq names its product homoserine O-acetyltransferase. Gene Ontology annotation, molecular function: homoserine O-acetyltransferase activity. The transcript is spliced from 3 exons. The record is from RefSeq and is a predicted model, not a curated record. The coding region runs from base 72 to 1970 and encodes 632 amino acids. Gene Ontology annotation, biological process: L-homoserine metabolic process. NCBI's taxonomy places the organism in Eukaryota, Fungi, Basidiomycota, Exobasidiomycetes, Microstromatales, Microstromataceae.
CUUCGAUCAUCCCCACAUCUGGAAGACCUCACGCUCGCGUAUACCAUCCUCACAUAAAAGUACCAUUCGCCAUGAACUCGUCGGCGGCAGUUGCCCCGGGUCUGGCCAAUGGCCACGCUCCUCAUCGGCCGGCCCAAACUCCUGUUCUCAUCCCUGGCCCCACCUCUCCUCAGUCCUCCAUGAUCGCUUCUGGGCAGCAGUACCUCCUCUUUCCUUCCUUCACCCUGGAGAGCGGCAUUACGCUCACCAACUUGCCCGUAGCAUUCAAAACGUGGGGCAAGCUGGAUGAGAGGACGAAGGACAACGCCCUCGUCGUUGCUCACGCUUUGACCGGCAGCGCUGAUGUGGAAGACUGGUGGGGUCCUCUGCUCGGGCCUGGUAAGCUCUUCGACCCUACUCGGUACUUCAUCUUUUGUGCCAAUGUUCUUGGCUCGCCCUAUGGGUCAGGUGGACCCUGCACCCGCAAGGGAGGUGAGGACUACGACGCCCAGAGCGGCACUCACAGGCGCGAGAAGGAUUGGGACGGUCAGGGCUGGUGGGGGCCGGAGUUCCCUGCCACGACCGUCAGAGACGAUGUCAGGAUUCAAAAGCUCGUUCUCGACUUCCUUGGAGUGGAGCGAAUCGCAGCUGUCGUGGGAGGAUCCAUGGGAGGCAUGGCUGUCCUCGAAUGGCCACUCUGCUUCCCCGUUCGCUUCCCACCUACGGACGAUCCAGGUCAGCUAGACGACCCCUCUUCCGUCACGAGCGACCCAAAGGAUCGCUACAUCUCCUGCAUCAUUCCCAUCGCAACAGCAGCCCGUCAUGGUGCAUGGUGUAUUUCAUGGGCAGAGGCGCAGCGUCAGUCAAUCUACUCUGAUCCACUCUUCUGUCAUGGCUACUAUGCCUCCGACAGUUCUCCACGGGCCGGACUGGCUGCAGCUCGAAUGGCUGCUCUUCUCACCUAUCGCAGUCGAGACAGCUUCGAGUCUCGGUUCGGUCGAAGAGUCGGAACUGCAGCUAAGGGUGGUGGAGCCGUAGCUGUUGCCGCGGCGGCAGCUCGAGCAAAGGAAAGUGCUACGGCAUCCCAGGCUGCCUCCGAUGCUAGUCGCCGAUCUUCCACUGCAUCGGUAGCAGCCCUCGCUCACAACGAAGGCAACCUCAGCCCUCGCCUCGCAGUCGAUGCAAAUGGAGUCAGCGGCGCUGCGACGUCGGGUGAAACGUCUGACGGCUUUGCGAAGACCUCCAUUACCAGCAGCAUUGCACCUCCGGACUCGUCGAUUGCGCCUCCCGUCUUCUCAGCACAGUCUUAUUUGCGAUACCAGGGCGACAAGUUCGUCAAGCGCUUCGACGCCAACUGCUAUAUUCAUCUCACGCGCAAGAUGGAUACGCACGAUUUGGCAAGAGGCCGUGCUCACUGGGGCUUCUUGGAUCCCAAGGAAGCGGCCCGCGAGGCUAAGCAAGCCCAGAGGGAGGUGGACAGUAGGCUGGGCACCAGCGAAGAAGUUCUUCAAGGGGAGAAGCGGCUGCCCCACGCAGGCGAGGAGGACGACGAAGCUCUAGCACGAGUCCUGGCUUACCUUGGUACCUCUGACGGUAAUUCGCCAAGCCUGUCCCGCUACGGCGCCCCUGCUCCUUCGGUGCAUGUAGUGUCUAUCUCCUCGGAUGGCCUCUUCCAGACGCCAGAGCAGCGUCUGAUUCAUCAACUCAUCCCGGGGUCUACCUUCCACGAAGUGCCCUCUCCCGAAGGCCACGACGGUUUCCUCUUGGAGUUCGAAGCCAUCGGUAGCGGUUGCGAAGAGGUGCUCAGAAAGGUCGUUGGAGAGGACUUCUACAAUGAGAAAGGAGUGGGGUGGGAGGAGUGGAAGGAUUGGGGGAGCGAAGAGGCAGGCGGCGCAGACGGUCAGGGUGGCAAGAUUGGGGUAGGUGGUGAAAAGAUGCCGCCUGUCAAGGAGAGCGUCUUUGGCGAAGUGGAGGACUUGACAAGGUGGUAAGGUGGCCCUGGCAAUGCUCAGUGGAAUAUGCGUAUAUAUGGAGUCGACCUCCAAGAACAGUCCGUAAAGUAGAACAACCCAAAUGCAUCAGAAUAGAAGACGACGGACGAUGUAUGACUUCUGUCUUGUAGCCAC